Molecule: messenger RNA, 4213 nt
Organism: Oreochromis aureus
Lineage: Eukaryota; Metazoa; Chordata; Actinopteri; Cichliformes; Cichlidae
Product: mucin-like protein
Exons: 17
Coding region: 11-2620 (869 amino acids)
Cellular component (GO): membrane
Molecular function (GO): calcium ion binding
Source: RefSeq, a predicted model, not a curated record
UCUUUCAUUUAUGCAGGAUACAUCUGUGCCUAGUCCAACUGUGGUGAGGCUGAGGGGUCAGCGGUGGGGGAGUGCACAGGGGCAGACCUUCCGCUCAGUCCUCACCAAUAUAUAUGGCUCAGGGAAGAGGUGUGUGUAUGAACCUGAUGGUGCCCUGCUAGCUGGAUACAAUGAACGCUACUUCUCUGGAGACAGCAUACAGAAACAUAUUGAUGAAGAUCUCCUGCCCUUUCAGUGGUGUUGUAUUGAGUCUCCACUUUGCCACUUUUACCUCGACAACAGGCCGCUGGACCGCUGUCAAGGUUACAGCUGGACUAGACCUGACGGCUUCACCCAAUCCAAGAAGGUGACACAGGGUAUAGCAAUGGUGUAUGGCAGCCUCCAUUUCAUCACCUUCGAUGGGAGAACGUACUCCUUCAAGGCCCUGGGAGAGUUUGUGAUAUUGCGUCUCUCAUCUGCCACCGGCUCUAAUAUCUUCACCCUGCAAGGACAGAUUGACAGGCUACACCCAGACGCAAACAGGAUCACUGAAGUCCCAGCGGUGGUGCGCAUGGCUGCCUUCUACCAAGGCAUUGGCAAGAUUGAAUGGAGGAGUUCAGAGCAGGACAGCGGACUGCGAGUUUUGGUGGAUGACGUUGAAGUCCCAGUCACCGUUGGUCUUGUACAUGCCAGUAAGAAUAACUUUGCAGUGCGCUGUACUGAACUGAACCGCUGCGCGGCUGUGUACGCCAACGGCCUCCACGUGGUGGUGUGGCGAAGCAUGGGCAGCAAUCAGCUGUGCGCCGUAGUGGAGGUUCCUGAGACCUUCUUCAACCGCACCGUGGGUCUCAUGGGCCUCUGGAGUGCCAACCCCUCUGAUGAUUUCCUCAUGUCCAAUGGCAAGGUCAUUCGCUCGACAGAUGUCAGCACCCCUGCAGAGGAAAAACUGCAUCCCUUUGGUUUGUCCUGGGCAGUCCCAGGCCCAGAGAGCCUAUUGUCCUCUCAAACUCCUAAUAAUUCACUGGUGGUCACCCCCACUGAGAACCUGCUGAAAAGCCUCAGUCCUGUUGAGAUUGAAGAGCUGACAAGAACCUGUAAAAGCAGCAUGCAAUGUGUCCAUGACACAGUAGCAACCAGUGUCCCUGAACUGGGCCAGGAGACUCUGAAGGCUGAGACAGAAUUUCAAAAUCUGGCCCUGAUCAAAGGUAACAUGCCUCCCAUAGUGACACAGCCCACAGUGAUCCGCUCUCAGGUCAAAUCCCAGGUCAGCGUUCAGAUCAUGGCUGAGGAUGCCAACAGAGACAGCAUCACUUAUUCGCUGCUCUUACCCAGGCCUCCACAAGCUUCGAUCGACAGCGGUAAUGGCCAGCUGACGUGGACCCCUCUAAGCACCCAGCCUGUCCAGCUGAGCAUCAAGGUCAGUGACAAACUGAGCAGCUCCCUGUUCACUCCCAUCCUGCGUGUCUGCAACUGCCUCAACGGAGGAACCUGCCAGUAUGACAGCAUCGCUGAAAACCAUCUGCAGGGAAAGUUCCAGGUGGUGGGGUGUCUGUGUCCAAAGGGAUUCAGUGGGAAAUUCUGUGGGAACACCACAGAUUUAUGUCGAGGCAAACCCUGUUUCCGAGGAGUGCAGUGCCGGUCAGAGUCUGGCCAGUUCACCUGCGGUGAAUGUCCAGAUAACACUUUCGCUAAUGGGAAAAAAGGAUACAAGUGCUUUGAAAGUAACAUGUGCAUCCCUCCUUUUCCCUUCCCCUGCCACAAAUAUGCUUAUUGCAACAGCACAAAACAGAGCUACACCUGCACAUGUAUGGAAGGCUUUAAUGGAGAUGGACACAACUGCACAGAUAAAGACGAGUGCGUGGAGAUUAUGGCUUGUGAAAAUGCCAAGUAUGAGUGUAAGAACAAGAUUGGUACCUAUGAAUGCAUCUGCAGAUAUAAAAACCCCAAGGAUGCUGAAGGAUGUGGUGACUCUCCCAAUCCCCCAGGCUAUAACAUGUUCAAUGUCUCUGUGGUCUGGAAAAAGAACCCAGCUGGUGGGAUCCAACAGUUGGAUGACAUGUUAACCAAAGGUUUUACAAACAAGUAUUAUAACCUCACCGAGAUCAAUCAGGGAUUCACGCCGGAUGUGCUUGAAUAUCGAAUCAAAGUGUCCAGUGACACCCCCCACUGGUACAUCACAGACUACCUGACCAGAGUCAGCAGCCACUAUGGCAUCCAUGCCAUAGAAGUUAAUGACGUGGAUGAGUGUAAUAGUAACGAGCAUACGUGUGCCCAUCCUGCUCUGUGCACCAACACCUACGGUGGCUACAGGUGUAUUUGCAACGGGACUGAAGUGGAUAAAAACCAGUCCUGCAUCAUAGACAGCGGCGAAGUGAAUGACACAGAGAUAAACCUGGUCCUGGGGCUGGUUCUGGGCAUCUGCAUCCCUCUGCUGCUGCUACUGCUCCUGGCUGUUCUGGCCUGCUUCUUCUGCUGCCGCAAGAAGACUGUUACUGGAGAAAUCCCCCACCUGUAUCCAAACUACAUCCCGGAGCAGUACAACCCUCCACCCUUCAACUAUUCAGACCCGGCUCUGCAGUACAUGACUCACUGCAGCCCUCGAGUCCUAGACAACUACAUACCAAGGCAGCGCCAUAGAUAGCACACGGUUACAGCCGCAUACAUCACACGCACAUUUGCAUCUUAUCAACCACAACAUUAAAACCACAUACAGUACAAAAUUAUGCCACCCUCGUGCCCCAGAUCACCUCUCAGCCAUCAGCGCGUCGACAUGGGACCUCUUGAUGAGGUGUCCUGUGGUGUCGAGUGGUGGGACUUCAGCAGUGGAUCAUUGCGGCUGUGAGCUGUUUAGGGGCAUCCUGUGGAUUUUUCUGCUGGGGAGGAUGCUGCCGUCGGUGAGGUGCUGGAGCAGAAUAUUAUUAAUUUCUAGUGUGUUCUCAUCCUGAUGUACUGUAAGCCUCCUUCAUCUAUCCAUUAAGCAUGAGGUAUAAUUGAGUGCUGGUUUUGCACUUAUUUGUUCCUCCGUGCUUGUUACUUUCAUGUCCACUCAGUUUAUUCUGUAAAAACAACUUGGUUGGUUAGGGUUAACGAAGAGAUGGUGGUUUGGGUUAAAACGUACCCCCCAGCUUUGUUUUUGACACAUGACGAGUGACAGGGGAUGGCUGCUCAGUGUCUCUUAUGCUACAUGCAUCAAUGCAUCCAUGCCAAAGGAAGCCUUGUGUAAAAUUAUCGUGAAUUAGUCCCGUGUGAUAAACAUCACUAAUUCACGCCCCAGGCACGCCAGGGGGCUGUCACUUCCCCUAACAGUGGUUUUAAUGUUGUGGCUAAUCAUUAGGUGUUUAAAAAUGUUGAGAUGACUGAUUUUGAUUUAUCCCAUCACAAACAAGUAAUCAAACCCGAGUGACUUUAAAAGACAGUUAUUUCCAAUCCUCUCCAUUGAUCCAGUGAAAGAUGUGCCAAGUUCGAACUGGAAGCGUUUUUUCCGCCUGAACAACAGUUUAGAGUCAGAGUCUUACCCAGCAGAAUUCGACAACCUCUUGGCUGGAGACGCUGAUGAAAAGUAAACCACUGCAGUGGUCCUUGGUUUCCAGCUGAGCCAACGCCAAUGGCUUGUUUCAUAGCAACAUUAGCAUUUGUCAGAAUACCUGAUGUCAGGAUCUGUUCACAAUAAAUUAAGUAAAAUUAAUCCCUACUGGCAAAACCAGCAGCACUCAUACCCAGUAAAACACAAUAAAUUCAAUUUGUGUUAUUAUUCUGCCGAGACUUCAAUCCAUGAAAAGUAGAUGUCGCUGUCUUUUAAAAGGCAUUUAUCUGCUGUGAAAGUGACACCCUUUAUUGUUUAUUGAUUGACUGUGUCCCGAUAAAUUUAACAAAGCAAGAGUGAUUCAGUGCUGCAGCUGGAAGCUGUCAGUCAUAAAACCUCCCAGACUCUGCAAGUAAGAACUAUUUCUAAGUCUAAAUAAAAUGCCACUUUAGCAACUGUGUGGUUUACUGAUAUUGUUUCAAGAGCAGAAAGGGUGGAUGCAAUGAAUUUUGAUAUUGCAUCAACCAUGUCACUUUAUAAUGCUGGAUACAAAAUGAUUGUUUGGCUAAGGAUAGUACAGAUGUGCAAACAUCCUCUUGCCAGCUGAUACGAGUCAUAUUGAAGGUGCUGACAGCUGGAUCAUGCUAAAAGAAUUCAACUAUUCAAUUCAGUUUUAUUUAUACAGGGCGAAAUAUCAACAUUGUUGCCUCA